Messenger RNA from Portunus trituberculatus (swimming crab), 1248 nucleotides. RefSeq names its product glutamate receptor-like. The record is from RefSeq and is a predicted model, not a curated record. Gene Ontology annotation, molecular function: glutamate-gated receptor activity. Gene Ontology annotation, cellular component: membrane. The coding region runs from base 1 to 1248 and encodes 415 amino acids. Lineage: Eukaryota; Metazoa; Arthropoda; Malacostraca; Decapoda; Portunidae. The transcript has 9 exons.
AUGGCGACGCAUUCAAGACCAGUCCUCAAGGUGGCGGUGGAGCAGUGGGUGCCGUGGACUAAGGUGCUGACGGACACUGACGGGAGAAUGAAGGUGGAGGGACCGAUGGGAAAGCUUCUCGACAUGAUAUCCAGUGUUUUGAGCUUUGAUUACGAGUUUGUACGUCCUGUCAACAUGGCGUGGGGGCGACCCUAUCCGAACGGCUCCUGGGACGGCAUGCUGGGUCAGCUGCAGCGGCGGGAAGUGGAGUUCGCUGUGGGUCCCUUCGGCGUAACUUACCAGAGGGAGUCGAUAUGUGACUUUACGGAUCCCAUGUACAGCGAGAACAACGCGAUCCUGAUGGUGAGGCCCACCCUACGGAACGACAUGGCGGGGUUCCUUAAACCUUUCAGUGGAAAGGUGUGGAUGUUGGCGCUAACGAGCUUGAUAGUAAUAGUGGUGGUGAUGGCACGCCUGGCAGCGACGGAAAUGAGCUUGUUCAGCUCGUCGCCACGCUGGGGCUUCUCCAAGGCCACUAACUGGGGCCUGAAGGUCUUCACACAGGAAGGCUCCGAGGAUGUGCCGCCCUUCACUGCCACCCGGCUGCUUGCCGCCGUGUGGCUGCUGGCGUCCAUGGUGUUCAUGUCUUCUUACGGCGGCAUCCUCACCGCCAUGCUCACCGUGCCGCGGGUCACCAUCCCCAUUGAUUCCCUGGCAGACCUGGUUGCGCAGGACGACCUGCCCUGGACGGUGGAGUCGUCCUCCAUGAUGUACCAGUACUUCCAGGAGGCGAAAGACGGGGCGAGGAAGAAAUUUUUUGAUGGUCUGCUCUCCACCAUCCAGGACUGCUACUCCUCGCGCCAUGACAUCGCCAGUAGUCAGUACGCGGCCAUCUGUGACAAAACCACCAUGAAGAAGGCCAUGUCUUGGGACUACAGCAACACCGGCAAGUGUCACCUGUACAUCUCCCGCGAAAAUGUGUACAGCAAUAUCCAGAUCGCCAUGGCCUUCCAGAUCAACUCGACCUAUCGCCGCAGAACCAACGCCAUCAUCCACAUGUUGAAGGAGGCGGGCAUCCUGGACCUGUGGCUGGCGCAGGAGAUUACCAAUGCCACCCAGUGCCUCAGACCGCCCUCCGCAGACCGCAGCACGGGCAUUGCCGCUCUCACCGUUGAAGCUCUAGCUGGCUCCUUCCUCCUGCUGGGGGGAGGUGAGGGAAGUGAGGGUAGAGGAGGGAUGCGAGCAGCAUUCCAGUGUUCACACGUAUGA